Messenger RNA from Limulus polyphemus (Atlantic horseshoe crab), 954 nucleotides. RefSeq names its product paired box protein Pax-3-like. Lineage: Eukaryota; Metazoa; Arthropoda; Merostomata; Xiphosura; Limulidae. Gene Ontology annotation, biological process: regulation of transcription by RNA polymerase II. The coding region runs from base 1 to 954 and encodes 317 amino acids. The transcript has 4 exons. The record is from RefSeq and is a predicted model, not a curated record. Gene Ontology annotation, molecular function: DNA-binding transcription factor activity, RNA polymerase II-specific; RNA polymerase II transcription regulatory region sequence-specific DNA binding.
AUGACAUCAUCGAUUUACACAGGUCGAGAUGACGAAGGGUCGCUUUCUGACUGCAGCGAUACCGAACCGUCACUGACUCUGAAGCGAAAGCAACGCCGCUCCCGAACAACCUUCACGGCAACCCAACUCGACGAACUGGAGAAGGCUUUCGAGAGGACUCAAUACCCGGAUAUUUACACGCGAGAAGAACUCGCUCAACGGACAAAGCUGACGGAGGCUCGGGUACAGGUGUGGUUCAGCAACAGGCGCGCGAGAUGGAGAAAACAAAUGGGAAGUCAACAACUGACCGGAUUCAGCGCUUUGGGUUUACCGAUGGCCUAUCCAACUAGCGCCUCGUACAUUUUAACAGAUCCGGGAUAUUCUAAUCCACCACAAGACCCAAGUGUACUGCAUCAUCCCGUCCAGCCUACGUCCUCAGUACCUCUCCACCACCACCACCAAGGCGUGGCCAUGGCCGACAACCGCGCAGGCUUGAGCUACACCAAUCACGUAACAGAUUCAUGCUAUGUCUCAACUGGCUCCACCCUUCCGUCCCAGGUGCUGAAUAUGUUGAAUUCCAGCGUCCCGUCUAGCACUCCGUCCCACCCGUCGGUCAACGCUGGAGAGUACGCAGUUCAUCAUCAUCCUGGGUCGGUCGGAUCUGCUUCCAUGGCGACCGGAGUCUCUUCCGAUGAGACCGCUGCCAGCUGGAACAGCAGCGCCGCUCUUCACAGCCGGGUACCCGCAGCCAUGAACGGCUGGGGACCUCACACCCACACGGCCACCGGCGCCGAUGCCCUCGGUCACGGGAACGCGGAACCAGCAUUCGGUGGUGGGAUGCUCUCCCACAGUGGGGAACACUUCAUGUCCCCAACCUUCAACGGAAUGCCACACUACCACGCCGGCAUGGAUCUCAAGCACUCCUUCUACUACACCGGUCAGUUUACCACGGGAAUCCGAGGCCUCACGAUAUGA